AUUAAUGACCACUGACUUGACCAGUACCAAAUUGUAGCGUGGUAUGCGACACAAGAUCUCAAGCUGGGAUAUAGAUCACACGGACAAGAGAGAGAAAAUUUAAAUUGUAUAACCUUUCGAACAAAAACAUAAUGUAGGCUAAAACAAAAUUCAAUUUGCGUAUUUGACAAGAUAUCCGCUAAAUCACUAUGAUUGUUAACGCACCUUUUGUAUAUGCUGUUAGCAUUUAUAGAUUUAGUAAUGUAUUAUUUUGUGAUUUCUAAUAACAUGGGGGAAAUGUGACAUGUUGGGCACCGAUUUAAGACACUCGAGACCGGUGCGAGCACCGCGCGUAACGGCAGUGGACACGAAGUCCAGCCUCGCUGCACAUCCCGGGAAUAUCUUGCUCUACCGACUCGCAGUUAAGACAUCACAUCUUCCACUCCUCACUAGACCUGACACAACAGCAUCAGUCUUUUGUGACCUUUUCCUUGUAAAGCGUGGCAAUAAGAAAUAUAUUUGUAACACGUUCAAAGCUCCACUCAACUACCGCAGCAGGUGGGUUUAUUUUACCGUAAAGGAAUAUUCAACCAAUGAUUAUUAGGUGCGUGGAUUAAGUUGCCAGGUGAAAUUAAACUGACGUCUAGACCUUCCGUUGGCUUGCUACGAUGCGGUGAUCCCGCGCGCACUUCCCACCCCAAUUUAGCCAAACUUCUCCCUAACAGAGUAAUAUGAGGUGAGUGAACAACUUCCAGGAUGUUUUCUGGUCAGGCUGACCUGAACUACACUUACAACUUUAGCGUCGACCCAGCGAACUUCCUGGACCAGGGAUGGAGCGACACACCGAAAGAAACCCUUUCCAGGACGGGCUUCAUCGUGCUCUCUGUGUUCCUCGGCUUGAUAAUGACAUUUGGCUUUGUCAACAAUUUCGUCGUACUCCUCCUCUUCUGCAAGUUCAAGACGCUGCGUACUCCGGUCAACAUGCUCCUGCUAAACAUCAGCGUGAGCGACAUGCUUGUAUGCUUGUUCGGCACCACGCUGAGCUUCACCUCCAGCAUAAAGGGAAAGUGGAUCCUGGGCCGAAACGGCUGCUUGUGGUACGGCUUCAUCAACUCCUGCUUCGGUAUCGUGUCUUUGAUCUCUCUGGUGGUCUUGUCCUAUGACCGCUACAGCACUCUCACCGUGUACAACAAGCGAGGACCCGACUACCGCAAGCCCCUGCUGGCCGUUGGGGGCUCUUGGCUCUACUCCAUCCUCUGGACGGUACCCCCCCUGCUGGGGUGGAGUAGCUACGACCUGGAGGGGGCCGGGACCAGCUGCUCCGUCUCCUGGACACUGAGGACGGCCCAGUCGCACGCCUACAUCAUCUGCCUGUUCAUCUUCUGCCUGGGCCUGCCAAUCAUCAUCAUGGUCUACUGCUACUGUCGCCUGCUGUGGGCCGUCAAACAGGUGGGGAAGAUCCGGAAGACGGCGGCGCGGCGCCGGGAGUACCACAUCCUGUUCAUGGUGCUCACCACGGUGGUGUGUUACCUGCUGUGCUGGAUGCCGUACGGCGUGGUCGCCAUGAUGGCCACGUUCGGCCAGCCCGGCAUCGUCACCCCGGUGGGCGCUGUGGUGCCGUCACUCCUGGCCAAGAGCAGCACCGUCAUCAACCCACUCAUCUACAUCCUCAUGAACAAACAGUUCCACAGGUGUUUCCUGAUUCUUUUCCGGUGUGAGCGGCGCUCCGCGGAGAACGGACACUCCUCCGUGCCCUCCAGGACCACGGGGAUCCAGCUCAACCGCCGCGUCUGCAGCAACACGGUGGCAUGCACCGCCCAGAUCUCCACCGGGAUCCAGAAAAAUGUCUGCCGCAUGCCGGCUGGCGAGCGCUCAUGAGCUACAGAAAGACGGCCACGGCCGUGGUUCUCCAACACCAAUCUACACAACCCCUCACGGUCUUGUCUGCCCAACACAGCAAUUUGUGUACUGAACCACAGCGUUCUUCCGGUAUGUGUGUGAGUGUUGCUACGCGUUUCCAGUCGUGUCCGUUCUCCCUCUAUGUGCCCGUCUUGGUGUGCCGUGGGUGUAAAUAACCUAAGGGCGUACCGCGGUCAAAUCUGUCAAUCAUCACCCCGCAAACACACCCUCCCACCGUGACUGCCAAUCGGCCGGCCCCAUUGCUGUUCUGGGAUGACCCCUCCCCAACGUAUGGCACUGCACAUCCUCUGGAAGGAAGGGGAAGAGGUUCCAUUUGGGACGUCACAAACUAAAGUGCUGAUCAACACUAAACAUGUGGUUCAAGAGAACUAGUACUUCAUAAUGUGGGAAACGGACCCUUUACUACUCCAGACUCUGGUGUCGACACUGAGAGAUUCAAGACUACAUAAGAACAGACUGGGAAUGGGAGUUUGGCCAGAGCUCACAGCAUUUUCUUUCUUUCUUUUUGCUGAGAGAAUUGGCUUAAUGCUCAUGUGUGAUGUUUGGGAUACCCCCUUGCCCCCAUGUCCCCUCAUACAGACCAAUAUACAACACAGAAUGCGGGAAUAAAAAUGUGACGUUUUGUCUCUGUGAGUUCUGUUUGUGAUGUUUAAUUUCACAAACAUCUAGUGAGCUAAACCAAAAGACAGAUUAAACUAGAAAUGGAAUGUCUCCCUGUAAUGCACCACAUUACCUAAACAAUAUGGAAUGUCUCCCUGUAAUGCACCACAUUACCUAAACAAUAUGGAAUGUCUCCCUGUAAUGCACCACAUUACCUAAACAAUAUGGAAUGUCUCCCUGUAAUGCACCACAUUACCUAAACAAUAUGGAAUGUCUCCCUGUAAUGCACCACAUUACCUAAACAAUAUGGAAUGUCUCCCUGUAAUGCACCAUAUUACCUAAACAAUAUGGAAUGUCUCCCUGUAAUGCACCACAUUACCUAAACAAUAUGGAAUGUCUCCCUGUAAUGCACCACAUUACCUAAACAAUAUGGAAUGUCUCCCUGUAAUGCACCACAUUACCUAAACAAUAUGGAAUGUCUCCCUGUAAUGCACCACAUUACCUAAACAAUAUGGAAUGUCUCCCUGUAAUGCACCACAUUACCUAAACAAUAUGGAAUGUCUCCCUGUAAUGCACCACAUUACCUAAACAAUAUGGAAUGUCUCCCUGUAAUGCACCACAUUACCUAAACAAUAUGGAAUGUCUCCCUGUAAUGCACCACAUUACCUAAACAAUAUGGAAUAUCUCCCUGUAAUGCACCACAUUACCUAAACAAUAUGGAAUGUCUCCCUGUAAUGCACUAGAUUACCUAAACAAUAUGGAUGUCCCCCUGUAAUACACCGCCACACUACAUUACCUAAACAAUAUGGAUGUCCCCCUGUACUGUAAAACCUGUUUAAAGGGCACUGGCUGGGUAACAGUUAAAGAUGUAACAACUUCCUACGUCUCUUAAAAACCCACAUUGGAAUAUCUUCCCUCCGCCCCAACCACGCCCACUCUCACCGACCACACCCAUUCAGCUAACCGACCACGCCCGCCCACCCACCUCACCUAUGAACCCUGAGGAGGGCGGGUUGGGCUGGAUGGUCUCCUUGGUGUUCCCCUGGAUGAUGUCCCAGAGCUGCCACACGUAUUUGGGGUGGAGGAUGUAGAAGGGCUGGGCCGGGUGGUGCUUACGGUGCUCCUCGUACGGACUGAACAGGUUGUAGUCCGGGCUGGCGUACCACUGUCAGGGCAUGAGAGGGGGCAAUGGUCAGCCACCGAGAAGGAGACAGGCGGGAAGACAGGCGGGAAGACAGGCGGG
Molecule: messenger RNA, 3742 nt
Organism: Esox lucius (northern pike)
Lineage: Eukaryota; Metazoa; Chordata; Actinopteri; Esociformes; Esocidae
Gene: tmtops2b
Product: teleost multiple tissue opsin 2b
Exons: 4
Coding region: 736-1857 (373 amino acids)
Biological process (GO): G protein-coupled receptor signaling pathway; visual perception
Cellular component (GO): photoreceptor outer segment; membrane
Molecular function (GO): G protein-coupled receptor activity
Source: RefSeq, a predicted model, not a curated record